AUGGAUAAAGAUAUUCUCACACAGAACUCUUAAAUUUCGGGCUAGCUGGCUUUACUUGAAACACAACUGAACACUUCUGCUAUAAACAAUAACUAAUAAGUUGAUGUUGAACUUCUUCCCAGAGAUUAUCAAUGGAUUUUGGAGAAAUAUAGAGAAUCUGACUACUCUUAGACUGAAAAACUAACAAAAUAAAUUGAAUUAAAGCUUAAACAUGGUAUUGAAGGUCUGGAGAUCAUAUAACACAUCAUUAUUCCAUAACGAAAUAUCCUAUUAAUUGAAUACAAGUACGAAAAGAUUCAAUAUGGAUAAAACCUUGAUUUUAUUGACCUUAAUAACCAGCAACUAUUAAAGACUAUUAAAAUAAGAGCAGAUGGAAAAAUCUACUAUCAGCAUUACAAUGGCAUAGACUACAUAUUCCAUCGAGAUUAUGAUUCUCUUAAUCUCUCAAGGUUUGAUGAUUAUUACUAAGAAUAAAGAAAAUUUGACAUCAAGUUCAUUAUGGAUUCAAAAGAUGACUUAAACUAUAUUAGACAUCUUAAAAUCCUUGAUGAGUUUAACAUAUGGAUGGACAUUGGUAUUUACAACUAUGUGAUAAAAUUUGACAAGUAACCAUUAAACACCUUGAAACAAAAUGCUCAAUUAAAGAUUCAUAUUCCUGAAUUAGAGCGUGACUAUGAUGAUGAUGAUGAAGAUGAGGAUGAAGAUGAAGAUGAGGAUGACUACGGAGAGGAAGAUGAAUCAAACUCUGAUGAGGGAGAAAAAAAAUAAAAAUAAAAAGAAAUAAAAUAGGAUAAAAAAUCUGAGUUGCCUUCAAACUAAUUGUUUAUUAAACAUCCAAAUUCAAGUGUAUAUCAAGUUGAAACUGACAAAGAUUUUAGUCAUAGAUUUAUUGAAUCAUAACUUAAAAAUCAUAUUGUAUUUUAAGCUAAUUCUGGAACUCUCCUUCUUGAUAAAAAAACACUAGAAAUUGCUAAAAAACUUGAUAAGUCUUAUUAUGUUAUCAAGUAUAUGGAUUUAUUUGAGUAUCUUUUAGAUGAAGAUUUUAACAUAUACAAGUUUGAAAACAUUGAUCAAAGUUCACCAUAGAAAGUUCAUAAACUUUCAGAUUAAAAAAUUGAUUAAUUACACAAGAUAGUGGCUACCUCAAACAAAUUCAUAAUCUUUUUCAAAAAUAAAUCUGAAGCCUUCUGCGUUUUAGUAUUUGAUGCUAGAACAUUCUAAUUGAUUGAUGAAUUUAAAAACUUAAUUGGAAUGAAGGAUGGGGAUUCACUUUAAAUUGAUACACUCUACAAUAGACUUUACUAUAGAGAUAAGAAUGCUUUGAAUUUUAUAAGGUAAGUCAACUUCAGCAACAACUAUUUUUAGCAUAAUGAAUUAACUCCAGUCUUGUAUUAAGGUAAAUAAGUUGAUCUCAAUGAAUACAAAAGUAUCAAGAACAGAUACUUAUUGAUUAAGCUGAGAAAAUAAUAAAAAGUUUUGAUUUAAGACUUAGAAACAGGAAUUUAAAAAGAAAUGCCAAAGAAAUACAAAGAAUAACUAAUCUCACAUCUUGAAAAUAAUGAGAAAGCAUUUAAUGAUGAAAAGUUCGAAUAGAUUGUAAAAUAAGAGUAUGAGAGAAAAUUCAAAGAAGUCAAAGAGCUAAAAUAAGGCGAUAUUAUCGUAGGAAAUGAUGAAUAUUAUGUUCAUCUAAAUGAUAAUCGUAAAAUAAGAUGGCCCAAUUAUACUUUGAAAUUUGGCGUUAAUUUAGCAGACAAUAAAGGUAAAUUUUGCGUCAUGCUAAAUAAAUUCAAUGAGAAAUAAUAUGUGUUGAACAUAAUAUCAGAUAAAGAAGUUAGCUAUUAUGACAUGAAUACUUUAACAUUUGAAAAACUUGACUUGUUGGAUCUGAAGCUCAAGUAAGAUUUUAAGGCUUAAUAAGCAUAUCUUGAUGAUGAACGUGAAAUUAUAGCUAUAUAGGGAUUUUAUAGCAAUCUAAUUGUUUAUAGUCUUCAAACUAAAAAGAGAAUUAACGAGAUAUCCUAUAAGUUAUAUGAUUAAUCAACAUUUAUCAGAAGCAACUAUAUUUAAAUAGACUCUAAAUAUGCAUCAAAUAUUUACUUUUUCAACAACAAAAUACUAGACAAAAUUAUUACCAUUAAAUUACCAAAGGGAUUAGAAAUGAGGGAUUGCUAUUAACAAGAAAUAAACAAAAAAGGGUAUAAAUUAAUCUAAAAACUAGAUGUUUACUAAGAUUCGGAGAUAUAUACUAUGAUUUCAAAUCCUUUUGAGUAAAUUUUCAAUGAUUAAUUUUUAAAUCAACCAAUCUUCCCUGCAUUUUAUUUUGAUUAUGCUUAGAAAAUUGAGAUUGACGAAAGUACGAUUUAAGUUUUUGUCAAAGGUGAAUAAUAGAUGGUUGGAUAUUUUGAUGUUGAAGUUACAAAUUAAUUAAUUACAGAAUACUAAUAAACUUUUGCUAUGAGUAAUUAAUAAAUAGUUAAGGAUAUACAAAAUAAUGUAGAUAGAUAUCUUAAAUUUAUUGCAGGCUAUGGUACAGGUUUUGGUCUUUUCUAAAAUAAUUUAAUUGCUCUUGAGGCAUUAGUAAAAUAGCUAUCAUUCAAAGAAAAACAAUAAGUACCUAUUUUAAUUUGCUAGAAGUUACUAGGAAAUGAAUCACCUCUAGAUUUUUCAAUCAAAGCUCAUCAACAAAAAAUUAUUAACCUGAUGCUUUCAAUAUUAAUCAAAUAUUAAGAUCAUAUAAUAUUUAACAAACUGAUAGACAAGAACUUAUGUGAGUUAAUUAAGCAAUAAAUAGACUUAUAGGAAUACUUUGAUAGUAAUUUACCCAAGUAUUAAAUUCUAGAUCAGUCAUUUCCAAAUUAGCAUUAUUACGAAGAAGAAAUGAUUGUUGGUACAAUUUUAACAAAUCCAAAAGAGAUUCAUGAAAAGUACGAUGAGUUAUUAGGCUAAAAAAUAUCUUAGAUAAAAGAAGAAGAUGAAUCUAUGGUUUCAAUAGAGUAUCAAUUGAUCAACUUACCGGUAACAUUAAGAUAAAAUCGCACUGAUUUGAUUUAAGUCUUGAGUGAAACAGAUAAACCAGAAUACUUCGAAAAUGAAAUAAUAUAGAGCAUAAUAAAAUUCAAAUGGAAUACCUACACAAAAUCAUUUUAUCAGAAGAAAUUCUAUAUCUACUUGAUUUUCAUGACUUCAUUUAUCUUUGAUAUCUUCUAUUCUACCUAUGCUUCAAAAAAUUCAUAGGAGAAAACUGAUCAAUCGAUAAAAGUAACAGAUUCUGAAGUUAUACAACCAAAUAUAUGGCUAAAGAUUUUAACAAAAGCAAUAUGUUGUGCAGUUCUCACAUUUUUCUUAAUCUAUGAGAUAAAAUAAAUAAUAAUUUAGAAAAUCAGUUACUUCAGUGAUGGAUGGAAUUAUUUUGAUUUUUCACUUAUCUUAUCUUAUGUUACUUUUUGCAUUCUUGAUUUUACAAAUUAAGACCAAGAUAACUUAAUCUUGAUAAAAAUUCUUGUGAUCAUACUCUCAUUUAUGAAGUUAUUUUUCUUUUUGAGAAUUUACGAUGGUUUCAGUUUUCUCGUAUAAAUGCUUGCUGGAGUAUUUAAGGACCUGAAAUAUUUCUUAAGUUUUUUCCUUAUUUUUAUCUUACAGUUUGGAAUGAUUUUCCUAGUCUUAUUCAAAGCUUAAUAAAUUGAUGAAUACAAUGGUGUUAAUAAACUAGCCUAUUUCUUAAUGGCUUUCAGAAUAUCAUCAGGAGACUUUCAGCUUGAUGAAUACCACACUCAAGGAGAUGUAUUAGUUAUUUUUUCAUGGAUAAUCUGGUUAGUAGCUGUAAUGUUAUUGAAUAUCGUGUUUAUGAACUUCAUAAUUGCUGUGAUUUCAGAAUCAUACGAGAGAGUCAUGCAAAAACUUGUCUCCGAAUCCUACAAGGUUAAGGCUAAUAUGAUAGUCGAAAGAGAAUAACUAUUCGAUAAAACUGAUCUUGCUAGGGAAGAUUAUUUCCCUAACUUUAUUGUUGUUAGAAGACAAAUCAACAAUGAAUCUAGUCAAUCUGGGGAAUGGCAAGGAUUUAUCAAAGAUCUCAAGUAUACCAUAAGAACUAGCAACGCUAAAUCAAAAGGAGAAAUUAUUCAAAACUUAAACUCAAUUCAAUCCUUAAAUAAAACAAAUAACAGUCAUCUAGAGAAGAUUGAUGAAUUACUGUAGAAAAGUUAAAACAAUCAAAGCAAUCAGAACAUUAAUGAGAUAAUUGAGAAAAAGUUAUCUAAUUUUGAGAUUUCACUUUCUUCAUCUUUAGAGAAUAGUAAAAACGAUAUCAAGGUAUUGAAAUAAAAUACUGAUGAUUAAGCUUAAAAACUUGAUUAGAACAUCUAAAGUAUUAAUAAAUAAGUCAAAGGGCUUGAUCAGCAAGUAAAAGGCCUUGAUUAACAAGUUAAAGGUGUUAAUGAACAAGUUAAGGGGCUUGACUCUAAGGUUCUUGGGCUUAAGGAUGAUAUGGAAUUCAUCAAAAGUUCUCUUACCUAAUUACUUCAAAAGAAUAAUCAAGAAUGA
Messenger RNA from Stylonychia lemnae, 4539 nucleotides. The record is from the annotation of a GenBank genome assembly. Lineage: Eukaryota; Ciliophora; Spirotrichea; Sporadotrichida; Oxytrichidae.